Molecule: messenger RNA, 621 nt
Organism: Nestor notabilis (Kea)
Lineage: Eukaryota; Metazoa; Chordata; Aves; Psittaciformes; Psittacidae
Gene: NKAIN1
Product: Na+/K+ transporting ATPase interacting 1
Exons: 6
Biological process (GO): regulation of sodium ion transport
Source: RefSeq, a predicted model, not a curated record
GAUGCUGCGGUGACUGAUGCUUUCAUACCUGCCCCUUCCUGUGCUCUCUUGCAGGUCGCAGCGUUGGAGCGGCAGAUCUUUGAUUUCCUGGGCUACCAGUGGGCCCCCAUCCUGGCUAAUUUCCUACACAUCAUGGCCGUCAUCCUGGGCAUUUUUGGGACCAUCCAGUACAGAUCCAAAUACCUCAUGGUGUACGCGGUGUGGCUGGUGCUGUGGGUCGGCUGGAACGCCUUCAUCAUCUGCUUCUACCUGGAGGUCGGACGCUUGUCGCAGGACCGAGACUUCAUCAUGACCUUCAAUACCUCACUGCACCGCUCAUGGUGGAUGGAGAACGGGCCGGGCUGCCUGGUGACGCCGGUACUCAACUCCAACCUGGCGCCCGAGGACCAUCACGUCAUCACCGUCAGCGGCUGCCUGCUCGACUACCAGUACAUCGAGGUGGUGAGCAGCGCCACGCAGAUCUUUCUGGCGCUCUUCGGCUUUGUCUACGCCUGCUAUGUCAGCAAAGUGUUCCUGGAGGAAGAAGACAGCUUCGAUUUCAUUGGCGGGUUUGACUCCUAUGGCUACCAGGCGCCACAGAAGACAUCACACCUACUCCAGCCACUCUACACGUCCGGGUAA